CAUCUGCUGCUGCCCUGGGAGCCAAAGCCAAUGACUUACUGCAGCAGCGCGUAUCCUGAACUCGCAGGAGUGCUCAUCAUCCUGCCGUUGUGGCCUUAAAGACAGUGACAGUUAUUGUUGAGAGGCUAACACGCUGAGCUAAUUAUCCAAAAAUGUGGUUAGACGGGUCGUCUUACACCACAAAUGCUCUGAAUGCUUGCUAAAAGUGCACAUAUUGGUGGAAUAAACCACAGCUGUGACUGGGAGAAACAAAUGACACAAAUUAUUUUUAGUUUUUAAAGGAAUUAAACAUUGAUAAAAUGAAUAUUCUGUCAUCAUUGCAGUGUUGUUUGAGUAAAUGACAGGACAAUCGCAUUAACCGUCAUCGUACUGAUUGACCUUGUCCAGUCUGAUUGUUCUGGGAAAAUAACAGAUAUUGAUCAGUCCUGUGUUUGUAAGGCCACUGCUGAAGUGACCGCAGAAGUGAAUUCUGUUUGCACCAUUCAAUUAUUAUUUUCAUGUUUAUCGAUGUGAAGUGAAAUUUCAUAAAGCAUUGCCGAAAUAAAUGUGACUUGAUUGAGAUGGACCUCCUGAUCUCCAUAUAAAGUCUGGUCAUUUUAAAAGUUUAAAGCCUGAAGGAUUCUGUAUCCAUCCUCAAAAUAUCCUUUAAACAGGUGAUACACAAGUUAGUUGUUUUGAGCAUUAAAAUGUUCAUUGUUUAGCAGCUGGAGCUGAUAGAGCACAUGUUCUGAGAGCGUGACUAACGGUGUGUGUUCAUGGAUCAGACGCUCAAUAUAAAGCAAACUGGUGUUGAGCGGCUGGUUUACGACGUCACAGCGAGUCUUGUGUCCUGUGAUUCUGUGUGAAUGUGGUUCUAGUCAUUUCGGGAGUUCGUGUUGGAGCAGUUUGACCUGCUGAUGGAAUGUGUGUCUGGUCACAGCCCCGCCCACUCCACGGUCUGAUCCAAUCAGAGCAUGCUGAGGUCAGAGUUCAGGUGCGGCGCUGUGGGUGUGUGCAGGUAGAGCCGCAUUCCUGCCAUGGCUCAGCUGAGACUCGGGGAAUAUUCUGAAUGCUUUGGUGUGAAUCACACGCGUGUCAUCAUUCUCAGGUUAUUUUUUCUGAUCAGGUCGGCGGAUGAAGAUGUCAUCAGCAGGGAGGCGGCAGGUCACUCUGGCCGAGGACCGAAACACCUGCGCAUUCAGAUGAUUUUUGAGGGAGCAGCCGAUCUUCACCACCAGAGCUCAUGUCUUCCAGAUCGAUCCCAGCACUAAGAAGAACUGGGUUCCCGCCAGUAAACAGGCCGUUACCGUCUCGUACUUCUACGACAGCACACGCAACAGCUACCGCAUCAUCAGCGUGGACGGGUCAAAGGUGAUCAUCAACAGCACAAUCACCCCCAAUAUGAACUUUACUAAAACAUCGCAGAAGUUUGGCCAGUGGGCCGACAGUCGUGCAAACACAGUGUUUGGACUCGGCUUCGCCUCCGAACAACAGCUGUCCAAGUUCGCUGAGAAGUUCCUGGAAGUCAAAGAAGCUGCAAAACUAGCCAGAGAAAAAUCUCAGGAGAAGAUGGAGACAUCCAGUGAUCAGUCGCAGGAAUCUGGGCGUGAAACUCCGUCAGGCAAUCAAGCGUCCAGCCUCAACGGAACGGAUGAUGAGAAGAUCUCACACGUGCCGGACGACACCGCACUGAAGACUGAGAACGACCGGCUGAAGUCUGUGGUGGAGCAGAGUAAGAAGCUGGAGACGGAGCUGCAGGUGCUGAAGGACCGCAACGCUCAGCUGACGGACACGCUGCACGAGGCUAACAGCAACGCCGAGAGCUGGAGGAGUAAAGUGACGCAGAGCCAGGGCGAGAACAACCAGCUGAGGCACAAGAUCUCGGAGCUGGAGGAUCAGUGUAAGGAGGUGAAUCUGGAGAGAGAGAGAAAUGCUCAGCUGAGUCUCAGAAUUCAAGAGCUGGAAGCAGAUCUGCAGGAAAAAGAACAGGAGCUCGAGGACCUGCGCAAACAGGCAGAAACCAUCCCGCAGCUCAUGUCCAAAUGUGAAAGCAUCACGGCCAAACUACAGGCUGCAGAAACGGCCAACAGAGACCUGAGCGAGAAGAUGACGCUCCUGCAGAGCGAGAUCGACGACAGUCAGCAGAACCAGAAGAACAUGAAGAGCGAGCUCAAGAAGUUCAUGGACGCUCUGGACGGGAAGAUUGAUGAGCUCCAUGAAGUUCGGCAGAGCAUUUCUAAACUAGGCGUCGAUAACUGAACACACUCUCUCUCUCUCUCUCUCUCUCUCUCUCUCUCUCUCUGUCUGUUUCUCUCUCUUUCUCUCUCUCUCUCUCUCUCUCUCUCUCUGUCUCUCUCACACACACACUCUCUCUCUCUGUCUGUUUCUCUCUCUGUCUCUCUCUCUCUCUCUCUCUCUCUCUCUCUCUGUUUGUCUCACUCCUCCUGUCGUGUGUGUGUGUGUGUGUGUUUGUGAUCUUCUGACUGCUGGUUAAGGGCUACUGAUGGUCAGUGAGCCGCCCCCCCCCCCUCGCUCUCUCACACACACACACACACACACACACACACACACGGACUGAAGGGUGUAUUUAUCCGCUGCAGAUCUCAGGGCCCUUUGGAAUCGCUGAUAUGCACAAACACACGUGAACUGCAGAAUCACUAAGUGCCUGAAGGUGGCGCUCUCUCUCUCUCUCCGCCUUCCCUAAUGAACUCAUCUGAUGAUGGAAUGAGAAACGUUCUGUUUAACGCGAGGCGUCGAGCGGCUCCUCAUGCAAUACCCGCCUCAGGCAGCAGGACGCACUUCUCUUCUUCUGCUGAUUUGUUUGUAUUUUUUAAAAGUUUUCAAGAUGCAGUUGCUUUCAGAUUGUUCUUAUUCUGAUCGAUGAAAAUAUGAGCCAAAUAUCUGCUGUGAUGAAGACAGUGUUCUUGUUCGGUGCAGAUGUGUGUGUCAUGCUCAGCAGUGUUUGUGAUGUGCUCCUCCACUCUGUGUGUGUGUGUGUGUGUGUGUGUGUGACAUUCGGGUGAUGUGAUAAUUUACACAUGUUCUUUAUUUAGAAUAAUCUCUGCCUUUCCUGAGUCUGUGAUCGGAGCGCUUGAGCUUCCAAACUCUCUCCUCAGUUCCUCUCAGUUGUUGUUAUUUUCUUGAUGCUGUUUGAAUGUCGUGGCAGGCGUAUUAGAGAACGUUUAAUGUGUGCGAGUGUCUUUAACACACCUUACUGGAAACUUGAGCCUUUUUCCCCUCAUUCUGGAAAAAAAAAUACUUUUGUUGAUCAAAAUUGUAAAAUAAAUAAUUGUGGAAAUCUAGUUUAUGAAGUAGA
Carassius auratus (goldfish) is the source of this 3295-nucleotide messenger RNA. Its product is annotated as homer protein homolog 2-like. Gene Ontology annotation, molecular function: G protein-coupled glutamate receptor binding. The record is from RefSeq and is a predicted model, not a curated record. Gene Ontology annotation, biological process: G protein-coupled glutamate receptor signaling pathway. The coding region runs from base 1381 to 2238 and encodes 285 amino acids. The transcript is spliced from 9 exons. Lineage: Eukaryota; Metazoa; Chordata; Actinopteri; Cypriniformes; Cyprinidae.